CCAUCCAUCCCCAUCCUUCGCCGCCCCUGGCAUUGGGCGUACCGUACCUGCAUGCAAAUUGCCUCUGAUCGCGGCAUCUGCACUCGCCCCAUCCCAUCCAUGAUGGAGCUGGUUCCCGUAGGCACGACGUGCCAUCCACCCAGCCAUCCUGUCAUGUCAUGUCAUCUUUCUCGCCCUUCGCUGCUCGCCACCAUGCGGUCGAGAUAUGAGGUGUAUAUGCAAGAACGAGUCGCGGUGGGUAGUGGCGGGCGGGUAGAUGCCGUAUCCACUGCCGCAGUGGCCGUUUGUCCCGAACAGAGAUGAUGUAGGAGUUGCUGUCAAUGUCGUAGUGGUACAGUACAGUAAAGCACAGCGUUCGAACCUGGCCAGCGCCAUUGAACCCGUCAGUCAGUCAGUCAGUAGUGGUCAACUGGUAGCAGUAGCAGUAGGUGGUCAAUGGUCCUACCACCACCCAGUGGUCGCUUCGCUUCGCCUCGCUUCCAGCUCCCCCCCCACUUAUCUGCUACUGCGACUGCUACUGCUACUGCAACCACCAACCCCAAUCGCCAUCUGGCCUUGUAGCCUAUCUCAACGUUUUGCUCGUUAUUCUCCGCUGUCUGUCUGUCGCCACCCGCCCGCCCCGCGAAGCGACGUCCCCCUUCUUGCUUGCGUGCCUUGCUUGUGCGUCAUCUCUCUCGGAAUAUUCCUUGUGGCUCGGUCCAUCUUGGACGCUUGCCUUGCCCCCACCGCAUAUAGCCUGGGUCCUGUUGCUAUAAGCUCUUGAAACGGCGUCUGCAUGAGCUGAUGGGACCAAUCUGAGGCCAACCAUGCCCAUGCGUUAGAGAACCACUGUCGCCUGCUUACACCUUUCAGGCGGGUGCUACGGCAAGGGCCUUUCCCAGUGCCGGCAUUUCGCUGGCGCCCAUCCGAAAUGCUCCU
Molecule: messenger RNA, 918 nt
Organism: Periconia digitata
Lineage: Eukaryota; Fungi; Ascomycota; Dothideomycetes; Pleosporales; Periconiaceae
Source: the annotation of a GenBank genome assembly